Cooperia oncophora is the source of this 2517-nucleotide messenger RNA. The record is from the annotation of a GenBank genome assembly. NCBI's taxonomy places the organism in Eukaryota, Metazoa, Nematoda, Chromadorea, Rhabditida, Trichostrongylidae.
AUGUUCUGCACAUAUCCAGAGGAGAGUGCUAGCGAAGAGACGUACACUUCCAUCGAUUACUUCAUCCACAAUGGAAACCUUUUCAACAUAAUCGAGGACGUCUUGUCUGAGGAAGAAAUGAUGAACCUCUACGAUUCAGCAGACGAUCGCGAGUGUGAGAACAAGUUGGUUCUUCUGCUCGGCUUCGAUCACUUCGACUUUAUUCGUACUCUGCGCCAACAUCGACAUAUGGUUCUGUACUGUACCUUACUGAAACAAGCUCAAGAUGAAGAAAGAGUCAAGAUCGAAGAGGAAAUGAAAAUGAAACCUGAACUACAUCAUGUGCUUGCACAGCUUCUAGAAACAGAUGAGGCCGAUAUUGUUGAGACUGAGCGCGCUAAACGUGAAAAGACGGCCCAAAGGCGAGCAGCGGCUGCUGCUGGAGAAGAAGCUGUGGCUGCUGGUCAGUGGUUGGCUGCCAGAAAAGUACUCGAUCUCGAGGAUCUCACCUUCUCUCAAGGGAGUCAUCUAAUGAGCAACAAGAGAUGUGAACUGCCUGACGGAUCGUACAGGAAACAGAAGAAGAGUUAUGAGGAAAUUCAUGUACCCGCGUUGAAACCAAAGCCAUUUGCGGAAGGAGAAAAGUUAAUCGACAUAGGCGAGUUACCAAAGUGGUCGCGUCUUUGCGAGAGCGCUUUGAACACCGAUGAACACCUCCUUCUCUGCGCACCAACUGGAGCUGGUAAAACAAAUGUCGCAUUACUGGCGAUUCUCCGCGAGAUUGGAAAACAUUUAAAUGAAGAUGGAAGUGUGAAACUGGAUGAGUUCAAAUGUAUCUAUAUCGCUCCAAUGAAAUCACUUGUGCAAGAAAUGGUUGGAAACUUCACCAAGAGAUUGGCACCAUUUGGAAUUACUGUUGGAGAGAUGACUGGAGAUGCACAAAUGAGCAAAGAACAAUUCAUGGCAACACAAGUCAUUGUUUGUACCCCGGAAAAAUACGACAUAGUUUCAAGAAAGGGAGGUGAGCGCGCAUACAGUCAACUGGUACGGCUCGUAAUUAUCGAUGAAAUACAUUUGCUACAUGACGAUCGUGGGCCUGUCCUUGAAGCGAUUGUAGUCAGAACUCUUCGCCAGGUCGAACAGACACACGAUGACUGUCGCCUUGUUGGCUUGUCAGCUACUCUACCUAACUAUCAGGAUGUUGGAACUUUCCUACGCGUGAAGCCUGAGCACCUUUAUUAUUUCGAUAACAGUUAUCGACCUGUACCGCUAGAGCAGCAAUAUAUAGGAGUCACUGAGAAGAAAGCACUCAAACGGUUCCAAGCAAUGAACGAAGUGGUCUAUGACAAAAUCAUGGAGCACGCCGGUAAAAGUCAGGUGCUUAUUUUCGUCCACUCUCGAAAGGAGACAGCUAAAACAGCGAAGGCAAUUCGUGACGCUUGUCUCGAAAAGGAUACUCUCAGUGCUUUCAUGCGCGAAGGAAGUGCAAGUACAGAGAUUCUUAGAACUGAGGCUGAGCAAGUGAAAAAUCAUGAACUGAAAGAUCUGCUUCCAUAUGGCUUUGCCAUUCAUCAUGCUGGAAUGAACAGGCUUGACCGUACGCUUGUAGAAGAUCUAUUCGCCGACAAGCACAUUCAGGUGCUGUUUUCUACCGCCACUCUAGCGUGGGGAGUGAACUUGCCAGCGCAUACUGUAAUCAUCAAAGGUACUCAAAUAUACAACCCAGAGAAAGGAAGGUGGACCGAACUUGGUGCCCUAGAUGUUAUGCAGAUGCUUGGUCGCGCUGGUCGUCCACAGUAUGACUCUAAAGGAAAAGGAAUCCUCAUUACGAAUCACUCGUAUGAAUCAACAGGUUUGUGGAUAUACCUCCUGGCUUUGAUGUUUUCUCGUGCAAGGAUGGAAAGCCAGAUGAUAGCUCGGCUGCCGGAUAUGCUUAAUGCCGAAGUCGUUCUUGGUACAGUUAGCAGUGUCAGCGACGCCAUGUCGUGGCUAGGCUAUACCUACCUCUAUAUCCGAAUGUUGAAGUCUCCGAAAGCUGAUCCCUUGCUUGAACAACGUCGCGCGGAUCUUAUACACACAUCGUGCUUGCAACUUGACAAAGGCAACUUGGUGAAAUAUGACAAAAAGAGCGGGUUGAUCCAGGCAACUGAAUUAGGACGAAUUGCAUCUCAUUACUACUGCACGUAUGAGUCUAUGCAAACAUACAACCAACUUCUGAAACCAACGGCAACGGAGAUCGACUUGUUCCGCAUUUUCUCCUUAUCCAGUGAAUUUAAAAAUAUCAUGGUUCGAGAGGAAGAAAAGCUUGAGUUGCAAAAGCUAGCUGAACAUGUACCCAUACCAAUCAAGGAAAGCCUUGAUGAAAGCAGCGCAAAAACUAAUGUUCUUCUUCAGGCCUACAUUUCACAGUUGAAACUGGAUGGUUUUGCUCUGCAAUCCGACAUGGUGUUCAUUGCUCAAUCUGCGGGUCGCCUGUUUAGAGCUCUGUACGAAAUAGUCCUUUGGCGAGGAUGGGCUGCUUUGGCAUUGGUGCGUUGA